Molecule: messenger RNA, 1397 nt
Organism: Ctenocephalides felis (cat flea)
Lineage: Eukaryota; Metazoa; Arthropoda; Insecta; Siphonaptera; Pulicidae
Exons: 10
Coding region: 66-1397 (443 amino acids)
Biological process (GO): protein peptidyl-prolyl isomerization
Molecular function (GO): peptidyl-prolyl cis-trans isomerase activity
Source: RefSeq, a predicted model, not a curated record
CCGGGAUGUAGCCGCCGACUGACGUCAUUUUAGGCUGAAAGGGUGACGGAAGGAUUGGCUGACAAAUGGCAGAUUCGGAGAUGAGUGACGCAGUGGCGUCGGAAAGAUCCUUGGGGGGCAGCAGCACCACGACGGCGCUAAGAUCGCAGUUAUCAACUAUAACAAGGCGUUCGCAAAUGUCGGCGUCCCGUCGUUCGCAAUUGUCGUCGUCCAGACAGCUAUCGGGCUCCAGGCAGCUGUCCAGACAACUGUCCAGGCAGAUGUCGAAAAUGAAAUAUCUACCAGACGGGAGGCGGAUGCCGCAGAUUGACCAGAGUGGAUACAGAUACAACGAUCAUCUUAAACAGGUAUUAAAUGCAAGAAGCCGCAUCGAUAACAAACCACCUAUUCAUCACGACAUGGGAAGAAACAAAUUAUCAAAAGUGAACUCUUGGAAGGAAAGAAUGGACAAGGCUGAUAUCAUUAGAGGCAACGAGAGGCUGAUGAAGAAACUCAAUCAUGUCUACAGAAGCGAAGCAAGUGUAGCAAAAUUUUUCAAAAACGCGUCAACAGCCCCAACCAGAAUGACCAACAAGAAAUUCAAAUUGGCAGACAUCACAGAGCAGAAUAUGGCUCUCAGAAAACGAAUCAUGGAAAGAGGGCCGGAUCCGACGAUCGAACCGAAAAACCUUAAGCAGUGGUGGAAAACGACUCUGACACGAAUGCAGGCGGUUUCCAAAUAUCCUUUACAUUUUGAACUGGAAAAGGAAAUGAAAAUUAAUAGUAACAAUUUUAGUCGUUGUUACUUCGAUUUGGGCUUAGAUAACGGCGUCAAUCUGGGCAGGUUGGUUUUCGAGUUAUACAAUGAAAUUUGCCCAAAAACAUGUCAACAUUUUAUUUCUAUAUGUAAAGGAACCCACGAAAACGGACUGUGCUACGAAGGAACAUUAUUACACAGAAUCGUUACCGGCAACUGCAUACACGGUGGAAUUACAACAACCACCUGCAUCGGUACGAAAAAAUCUCUAGUUUUGGAUGCAGAAAACCAUAUUAUAAACCAUGAUAGAUUGGGAAUUUUAUCCAUGGACGGUCGAGCUGAGUCCCAAUAUUUGAUUACUUUGCGUGCCAUGCCGGAGUACGACGGACGGCGAGUUGCUUUUGGAAGAGUUGUAUGUGGAGUACGAGUAUUGAAAGGUGUCGAGAACGACUUCGGUACUCGAAAGGGUCGACCCAGUCAAAACGUCCGGGUCGUUCAGUGCGGUCAAUUGUGCGGGUUGCCCUGCGCGGCCUGCCAGAGCGCGAAGCAAAGGGACGAGAUUGAAUUCGAACUGGACGACGAUGAAAACGAACAACCAUCGGGGACACAGUACGAAGAUUAUGUGUAUAAUGAUGUGCUGUUUGAAUGCUAUAUACAAUGA